Protopolystoma xenopodis is the source of this 411-nucleotide messenger RNA. NCBI's taxonomy places the organism in Eukaryota, Metazoa, Platyhelminthes, Monogenea, Polystomatidea, Polystomatidae. The record is from the annotation of a GenBank genome assembly.
AUGCAUUCUUGUUCUCAUCACCUAAACGAAUCUAGUGUCACUAGUUGUUGUGCUCCGGUCUCGCCCACCUGCGCUCUACCUGUCGGGGAUUGCGUCCCUUCACCUUCUUCAAUGAAUGCGCCGUGUUCCCCAGCCACAGCUAUAAUUACCUUAGACGCUCCGUCGCAACUGAAGCGAAAAGCACUUAAUGUCGAAACAAAUGGGAAGCCGAAUGGGCUAGACAGUGCUAGCGCGGCCGUUGGUGUGGAUGAGGUCAUGGGGAAGAGUGAAGAUGAUUUCGAUUCUACAAGCCGUUGCAAUCAGACAGUUGUGGCCCCAGUGCUGCGGCCACGCAGGCCCGUGCUCAGCUCGACCAGCUCAAAACGCUCCGUACAAGUAAGAUCUUGUCUUUCUAAGAGGUGCAUAUUCUGA